Rotaria sp. Silwood2 is the source of this 768-nucleotide messenger RNA. The record is from the annotation of a GenBank genome assembly. NCBI's taxonomy places the organism in Eukaryota, Metazoa, Rotifera, Eurotatoria, Philodinida, Philodinidae.
AUGGCUCAAACUAAUCAAUUUUUGGGAAAUAAUAUUAUAAAUCCUCAACAACAACAACAAAAAUGGAUGGAUAAACCUAUUGGUGAUCCAAGUGGACUUGCUUAUUUAAGACCAUUAGAUUCAUUGUUAGCAAAACAAGUUGUUUCAAUGACUGAAUUAAUAAUUGGAAUUCCAUCUCAAGCAAAAUAUGGAAUAUUCAAUGAUAGAGGCGAACAAGUUUAUUUUGCAUUUGAAGAAUCUAAUAUUUGUCAACGUAUAUAUUGUCCAAAAACUCGUCGAUUUGAUCUUCAUAUUGUCGAUAGUACAAAUCAAGAAAUAAUUCGUGUUAAACGUGAAUUUAAAUGUUGUGCUGGUUGUUGUUGGUUUGCUUGUUGCGAUGGAUGUAGUCAAGAAGUAGCUGUUGAAUCACCUCCCGGAACUGUAAUAGGUUUUGUUACACAAGAAUGCAGUUGUUGGCGUAUGAAAUAUGUUUUAAAAGAUGUUACGGGAAAUCCUGUAUUGACUAUUAUUGGUCCCGGAUGUAUUUGUGAUGGUCCAUAUGCUGCCUGUUGUGAAAAUAAAUUUACAUUAUAUGGUACUGAUGGAAUAACAGAAAUAGGUGCUAUUCAUAAGAAAUAUCGUGGAUUUAUUGCUGAAGCUAUGACAGCGGCUGAUACAUUUACUAUUCGGAUGCCUCUUGAUUUGGAUGUAAAAAUGAAAGCUGUUGCAGUCGGUGCAUUAUUUUUAAUUGAUUUUGCAAAUUUUGCAGAACCACCUCGUCGCAACUAA